Molecule: messenger RNA, 1185 nt
Organism: Sitophilus oryzae (rice weevil)
Lineage: Eukaryota; Metazoa; Arthropoda; Insecta; Coleoptera; Curculionidae
Exons: 2
Coding region: 1-1185 (394 amino acids)
Cellular component (GO): nucleus
Molecular function (GO): DNA binding
Source: RefSeq, a predicted model, not a curated record
AUGGCAGGAAAAGACUGGUAUUAUGGAUUUCUGAAGAGAAAUCCAGAAAUAUCACUAAGAAAACCGGAACCCACUAGUAUCAAUCGAAUUGCUGCUUUCAACAAAGAUCAGGUCACAACAUUCUUUCAAAACCUUAAGAAAUUAUACGACAAAUUCCAAUUUAAGUCAGAUGCCAUAUAUAACGUCGAUGAGACCGGGAUUUCUACGGUACAGAAGCCAUGCAAAAGACUCGGGCCUAAAGGAGUUAAGCAAUUUGGUGCUAAGACAUCUGGGGAAAAAGGAAAAACAGUCACUGUUAUCUGCUGUUUUAAUGCGUCUGGAACAUGCUAUGUGUCACCGAUGACACCGAUGUUCAUAUUUCCCCGAAUCAGAAUGACAAAUACCCUAACCAACAACGGACCUCCUAAUGCAGCUUUUUGUUGUUCAAAAAGUGGUUGGAGUAAUGAAGAGCUUUUCUACAAGUGGCUAGAACACUUUAGGAAAACCGUAAAACCAUCAAAUGAAGAACCAGUUUUAUUGCUUAUAUAUAUCAUUAUAUCAGAUAAUCAUUCCAGCCAUAUUUCUUUGCAAAUUUUUGACUAUUGUAAACAAAAUGGCGUUAUUCUGCUAACGAUACCUCCACACACUUCCCAUAGACUUCAACCAUUGGACGUAAGUUUUUAUGGUCCCUUAAAAUCAUCGUUUAACAGGCAACGUGAUUAUCACCUACCAUCGACUGAAAGAAUUACCCAGUAUGAUUUAGCCAAAAUAUUUAACAAAGCCUAUACUGUUGUUGCUACAAUGGACAAGGCGCAAUCAGGCUUUAGGGCAACUGGAAUAUGGCCUUAUCAACCAGAUAAAUUCUCCAAUGAAGAUUUUUUACCAGCCACAUACCAACUUCCAGUUGUAAUUGACGAUGAAUUACCCUCCACUUCGACCUCAUCUCAAACCCAAGAUAUAAUAGCACCUCUUAAAAUAGACUAUCCAAAUGGCCACUAUACUAAAAAAAAUGAUUUAAACGACCUGCCCACUGUCAAAGAUACUGAUGCAGCCGUCCCCAGUACAUCUACCUUUCUAGAACAGUUGAGUCCCCUACCAAAACCAAAAACAGUUAAACAACAAAGUCGCGCUAAACAGAAAUCAGAGAUUUUAACAGACACUCCAAAUAGAGAAAAAUUGGAAACUGCUGCAGAGAAAAGGGCUUAA